Messenger RNA from Papilio xuthus (Asian swallowtail), 697 nucleotides. The record is from RefSeq and is a predicted model, not a curated record. NCBI's taxonomy places the organism in Eukaryota, Metazoa, Arthropoda, Insecta, Lepidoptera, Papilionidae.
UUCUUUCAAUUCCAAGACGCUGAAGCUGCCUUAACAACUGGUAACGAAGUCAAUGACGACGGACGAGUUUCUCAACUAUCAAAUAUUAAUUUAGAAGAAUUGGUGAUAUCCAGUAAGGAAAGUUCUAAAGUAAACUCACCACGAGGUUCGAUACGUAAAGAUUGGUCAAGAACAUCAUCAACACACGUCAAAGAAGAAAGAAAAUCUAAGCCUGUGAAGAGUGUUAACUUUAUAAAACCUAUAAUUCUAGUCAAUGACAAACCACCAGAAGAUCUAGACCAAAAAUGGUCACAAAUAGUACAGAAUAUAACAAAUAACGACAAAUUGAAAGGAUUUUCAACUCGAAGAAGAUAUAAAAGGAAAUUCUGUAGAAGAAGACGGAAUGCAGCAUUUAAAAGAUCUUAUAGCAUCGGUUAAAAUUAUUUUGUGAAAGGAAAAAUUGUUAAAUAAUAUAUUGAAUGACUGUAGAUCAAUUAGUAAAGGAUGAAACUGCUUUUGUAUGCGUUUCACAAACUGCUUCUUAAUAUUGUAAAUACAUUUAAAUAAAGACUUAGAAGUCAUAGAGUUACGAAUAGUAAAAAUAGAACCGACUUCACCCUUUUGAAAUAAUCAAAACAUACCACAUAUAUAAAGACACAUUAGCAUAGGUGAAUUAAACAGUUUAUAAAAUAGCUAUAUUUUGAAACACAUCUAGAUU